Messenger RNA from Dichomitus squalens LYAD-421 SS1, 861 nucleotides. RefSeq lists its product as uncharacterized. The coding region runs from base 1 to 861 and encodes 286 amino acids. Lineage: Eukaryota; Fungi; Basidiomycota; Agaricomycetes; Polyporales; Polyporaceae. The record is from RefSeq and is a predicted model, not a curated record. Gene Ontology annotation, molecular function: DNA-binding transcription factor activity. The transcript is spliced from 2 exons. Gene Ontology annotation, biological process: regulation of DNA-templated transcription.
AUGUCCGACCUUUCUGCCGACCCAGAGACCGUCCAGGCGAUCAUGGACGCCAUCCAAGCGUCGCCCGAGUUUCAGAUGGCGAACGACUUCAGCGAGUUCCUGACGUCGCCGAUGGAGGACUCCCCCUUCGAGGAGUUCCUUACCACCCCUGCGCUCGGGUCUUCCGACAUGUCUGCCGAGCUACUCACGAGCCCGGCAAUAUUCGAUGCCGAUACUUUCCCCGAUAUGGGGGAGGCUCCUCUCUUUGGAGGCACCGGCUUCGACCUUGGAGCCUUCGACAAGCCUCACACGGUCUCACCUCCAGCUCUCUCUCAGCCCGCGUUGCCCUUCGACGGCAUGUACACGAUGCCCUCGCCAAUGACGCCUGCGCUCGACCCUACAUCCCUCCAACCAUCCCCUCGUUCCAAUCUCCUCCCCACGCCUGGGACGCCAGCUCGUCGUCCUCGCAAGUCCCUGCCCACCGGGACGCGGCGGAACAUCACUCCCGAGUCGCUAGUACCUCUCGACGCCCCCAUCCAACAGCGCAAGUAUGUCACGCCGUCGGCGACUUCACGCAAGGAGGUCCCUACAGCGUGGCUCAAGAAGAAGCGGGCCCGGUCGCAAGCGUUCGGCGAAGAGGAUGAGCUUCAGGAGGAAGUGUCGCUCGACCCGAACGAUGUGGAUGCAAUCGAAGCCAAGCGUCGUCAAAACACCCUCGCGGCUCGUCGGAGCCGGAAGCGCAAGCUGGAGUACCAGCGAGAGCUGGAGACGGCUGUCGAGCGCGAGAGAGAGGAGAAGGAGAUGUGGAGGCAGCGGGCGAUGCUCUACCAGGCGUUGCUAGAGAGUCACGGACAUGAGUUGCCGUCGUUCGAUGCUGCAUGA